This is a messenger RNA of Gastrolobium bilobum, 1183 nucleotides long. RefSeq lists its product as uncharacterized. The transcript is spliced from 6 exons. The record is from RefSeq and is a predicted model, not a curated record. Lineage: Eukaryota; Viridiplantae; Streptophyta; Magnoliopsida; Fabales; Fabaceae. The coding region runs from base 290 to 811 and encodes 173 amino acids.
UUGCUUUAUUUUAUUCCGUUUGGAUUAUUCAUUUGGCAGAGAAGAGAAGAGGAAGAAGAAGAAGAAGAAGAAGAAUCCAAUAGCCAUCCUAUCUGUGUGUUUGCACAUCAGAAGGAAGGGCUAUCGGUUUCAGGAAUACGCAAAGACAGUCCAAACCUCACAACGUCAAUAUCUCAAAUUCUCAAUCACAAAGGAUUGCUCUGGGACUGGGCUUCGUCUUCUUCGUUUCUCUACAAAUUCCUUGUGGCAGAUCUAAUCUAACCAGGCUUUUUGGUGUUUCAGGCACUACAUGCAUAUGGGUGGUUGUGUUGGAUGCUAUAAAAGGCCCACAGUAAUUUCCACUGUGGAUGUGCCAUCAAAAGGGUUGGCAAAACAAGGUAAGGCAGUGAGGAAACCUAGUACAUCAGAGGAUUUCUGGACCACCAGCACGCAUGAUAUGGACAAUAGUGCUGUUCAGUCACAGGGGAGCAUCUCUUCAACAAGUCUAACAAACCAAGCUGUGGUUCCUCAUGGUGGUUCUUCCAAAAGCAGCAACCACACUGAAUUUGUAAAUCACGGUCUAAUUCUUUGGAAUCAGACUAGGCAACGUUGGGUUGGAAAUAAAAAGAUUGAGAACCAAACACAACAAUUACGAGAACCUAAAUUGAGAACUUAUUGUCUGUGCCUUGCCAAAAUUUUCUGGCUUUGCAGUUGGAAUGCAACAUACGAAAGUUUACUUGGAAGCAACAAGCCAUUCCGUCAGCCUAUCCCUCUUGCUGAAAUGGUAGAUUUUCUUGUGGACAUAUGGGAACAGGAUGGCCUAUACGACUAAGUUGUUGAAGCUUGAGGAAGUGCCGUUUGGUUAGAUGAUCCAUGAAAUAAUUUUUAGUUCUUUCUUCUGUAGGAAGAGGAUUAUUGGCCAUGUACUAGAGUUUGUAUAUCAAUUGUCACAUGCCAACAAUGAGGAAAAUUUCUCUCUGCUGACCUUCAGAUAAUUGUAUUAUACUAUAUUUAAUUGAUUUGCCCAGGUUGCCUCUGGUAGGCAGGUUUUGAAAAACAAAAUUCCCCUUUGUUGACGGCAUGCUUCAUCACUGGCUGCAACUUUCAUUUGCUCUUCCUUUCCGUUAAAUUAGACCGAAAUUAUUAUGUAGGACAAGUGGUCCAUAGCACACAUAUCUAAUUUGUAACCUGGUUUCAUAUUUCA